Strongyloides ratti is the source of this 1011-nucleotide messenger RNA. RefSeq lists its product as hypothetical. The coding region runs from base 1 to 1011 and encodes 336 amino acids. The record is from RefSeq and is a predicted model, not a curated record. Lineage: Eukaryota; Metazoa; Nematoda; Chromadorea; Rhabditida; Strongyloididae. The transcript has a single exon.
AUGUUAGAAAAUAAAAUGUCAAAAUUUGAUGUUCGCAUUAAUAUGUUGGAUAAAAAAUUUGAUUUUAUUAUUGAAAAAUUAGCACCUGAAGCAUUACCUAUUAAUUUACAAAGAUGUGAAGAUAAAUUGGUCAUACAAGACAACGUAGAUAACGAUGAAAAAUUAAAAAAUAAUGUAAAUUUAUUAAAACACGAAACUAUCAUUGGUAAAGUAACACAACAUUUUUCUAAUCCUUGUGCUGAUAUGGAGUAUGAAAAAAUUGGUUCGGACAGUGAAAAUUACUAUGACAUUCCUGAUGAAUUUGAAAAACAACAUGUGAUCAACCUGGAAUCAUUAAAAAAUAAUGUUCAUGAUAGUGUUAGUAAUAACCAUGAAAAAUUAUCAGUUUCGAAAGGGAGAGAUGUUUUAAAUUUAACUAUUGAAGAAGAUGUUCUUUCAAGUAGCAGUUCUGUAAUUGAUGAAAGUGAAAAAACUAGAGUUAAAAUUAAACCUGUUGAAAAUUUUCACUUUAAACCAGUUGAUAACAAUAUUAAUGGAAAUUAUAUUAUGGAUACAAUAAUAACUGAAAAAAAUUUUCAACAUAAUGAAUAUAAUAAUAAUUGUGAAAAAAAGGCAAUAGGUGUUAAUGAAGAAUAUCGAAAACCAGUUGAAAUGCAUAAGAAUUCUCAUUCUAAUAUUUUAUGGGAAAGUGAUACUCCAUGUUUAUUAUUUUGUCAUAGUUCAGAAAAUAACAAAUUUAAUUUAAUGGGGGACACAAAGUGUAAAAUAAUUUCUAGUGUCUCAAACGACUAUUAUACAUUAGUUUUCAGUGGAUUGAUUCCUGAUAAUCUAUUACUUGCUGUAAAAUUAGAUGAGAACAUAGAUUUCAAGAUUAUGGGAGAAAAUCAUGUAAUGUUUAAAUUUAUUCAUUUUGAUGAAAAAUGUGAAGAAGUCAAGAAUCAUUGCAUUGAAUUCAAGAGUAGGGAAUAUGUCGACGAAUUUAUUAAAGUUAUCUGCAAUUUAUGUGGUUGA